AGUAGAAUUUUUGUAGUUAUUUUCUAUUAAAAUAUUUAUUAUUUUUUUUAAUUACUUUUAAUAUUUUACAAUUUUUUAUCAUUUGAUUUAAAAGUUUAUAAACUUUAUGGUGUUAUUAUCAAUUUAAUUGAAACCCCAAAGUGUAAAGUAAUAUUCGAAAAUGUGUUUAAAAUGAAAAGCAUCUUGGCUAACCACAACUACAACAAUUAUUAUUGUUGAUAAUAAUAAAAAUAAACAAAAACCUAUUUACAUGCAUUUGGAAAAUGUUUAAAAAGGAAUUAAUUAAAUAAUAAUAGUUUUGUUAUUAGUUUGUGUAAAAGUUAAAGUGUGCUUAUAAAUCUGCGGAGCAAAACAAUUGCAACACUUAACCACAGAUAUAACACUUAACUAUGGAAUCCAAGGGAAAACCAUGGUUGUUGUUAAAAUUGUUUAUCAAUUUUAUAAUAAUAACCUGUUACGCUAGUGCUUCCACUGUACCCAUGGGUACUCCCUUAACACCUUCUUUAUCGACAACAUCUUCCUCCUCAGUAGUCAAUAGUCUACCCACUACAAUACAAACAAAACUAGAUCCUAUAAAUGGUACGAAAAACUUUCGUAUCUAUGGUGGUAAAAAGGGUAAAGAGGAAAAACAUUGGCUAGAUGGACGUGGCCUGGGUAUGCAACAUGUACAGUGUGUACGUAAGGGAAAUUGUGAAAAAUUAAAUUUCUCCACAUGUCUGGGUGCCAAGAUACCUUACCAAUACACCAGUUUGGAUUUAACAAUAUCUCACUCACAGAAGGAUGUACAGGAACGUUUAAAUAAAUAUAUGGCCUUAAAGCAUGUACCAAAAUGCUGGUCUGUCAUACAGCCAUUUUUGUGUGCCGUUUUUACUCCGAAAUGUGAACAUAUCAAUGGUGAAGAUAUGGUGUAUUUGCCUUCAUUGGAAAUGUGUCGCAUUACCUUGGAACCUUGUCGUAUUCUUUAUAAUACCACUUAUUUUCCCGAAUUUUUAAAAUGCAACGAAACACAUUUUCCUUCAAAGUGCAACAAUGAUGUGAGAGAAAUGAAAUUUAAUUUAACCGGUCAAUGUUUGGAGCCUUUGGUGCCAGCCGAAUCAAGUGCUAGCUAUCAUCCGGGUGUAGAAGGCUGUGGUGUUCGGUGUAAAGAUCCAUUGUACACAGAUGAUGAACAUCGCCAAAUACAUAAAUUAGUUGGUUGGGGAGCCAGUUUGUGCCUGCUAUCGAAUCUGUUUGUUGUGGCCACUUUUAUAAUAGAUUGGGAAAAUGCCAGUAAAUAUCGCUUGAUAGUGUUCUAUAUAAACUAUGUGUUUAUGAUUGUUUGUUGGGGUAACUGGCUUGCUCAAUUUACACCUGGUUCUCGUGAAGAUAUCGUUUGCCGCAAAGACGGUACCCUAAGACAAUCUGAACCUACGGCUGGAGAAAAUCUCUCUUGUGUUGUCAUAUUUGUUAUCGUUUAUUAUUUCCUUAUUGCCGCCAUGGUUUGGUUUAUUUUCCUUACUUACGCUUGGCAUUUACGAGCUGUUGGAAAUGUCCAAGAUCGUAUAGAUAAGAAAGGUUCGUAUUUCCAUUUAGUAGCCUGGUCUCUACCCUUGGUGCUGACCAUUACCACACUGGCCUUAAGUGAAGUGGAUGGCAACAGUACGGUGGGCAUUUGUUUUGUGGGUUAUCUAAAUCAUUCCAUCAGAGCCGGCUUAGUUUUGGGCCCUUUAUUUGGUGUUAUAAUGGUUGGUGGUUAUUUUAUAAUACGCGGUAUGAUUAUGCUGUUUGGUCUGAAACAUUUUGCCAAUGACAUCAAAUCAACAUCGGCCAGUAAUAAGAUACAUUUGAUAAUAGUACGCAUGGGUUUGUGUGCUUUAUUUUCAUUGGUUUUCAUACUGGUGGCCAUGGCCUGUCAUGCCUAUGAAUUUCGUCAUUCACAUGAAUGGGCGGAAAGUUUAAAGGAUUAUGUGGUUUGUCGUAUUUUCUCACCUUUUGAGGAGCACGUCAAAUGUAAGUUAGAAACUCGACCUAGCGUUUCUAUAUUACAGCUACAUUUGUUGUGUCUGUUUGGUGCUGGUAUAGUUAUGUCCACUUGGUGUUGGACACCCAGUUCGGUGGAGACUUGGAAACGUUAUUUAAGAAAAAAGUGUGGCAAAGAUGUCAACGAGGAAGUGAAAAUGCCCAAACAUAAAGUAAUAGCACAAACCUGGGCUAAACGUAAAGAAUUCGAGGAUAAAGGGAGGCUCUCUAUAACCCUUUAUAAUACUCAUACCGAUCCAGUGGGUUUAAACUUUGAUGUCAACGACUUGAAUUCCUCAGAAACUAAUGAAAUCAGUUCUACCUGGGCUAAUUAUUUGCCGCAAUUUGUUAAACGGCGCAUGGCUUUAACGGGAGCUACGGGUGCUACCAAUAGCUCGAGUCAAGGUCCUCGCAAAAACUCUUUAGAUUCUGAAAUUAGUUUUAGUGUCAGACAUGUUUCGGUGGAGUCACGCAGAAAUUCUGUGGAUUCACAAGUUUCGGUGAAAAUCCAAGAAAUGAAAACUAAAGUUGCCUCUAGAUCUAGAUCGGGUCAUCAUCAUCACCACCAUCAUCACUCCAAACAUGCGGCUGCUUCUGGUAAAAGAUCCCAAAGAAGAAGGGAUUUUAUUACAGCUACCGGCCGUAAAUACAGUGGCCGAAGGGAGAGUAGUACUUCCAUAGAAUCUCAAGUAAUUGCUCUGAAGAAAACUACUUACCCAAAUGCUAGUCAUAAAGUGGGACUCUUUGCACAAAGUACCAAAAAACAUAAUUCCACAAAAAGACGUUCAGCCAAUGCUGGCUUAGAUCCCGCUGAUAUUACCGAAUUUUUAGCCAAGAAUGGACAAUUAAUAAUACCAUUUUUACAAAAUCAAGGCAUGACCACAACUUCGGAUGAAGAGACGUCUAGGGCUUCUUUUAAAAUACAAGACUCACGUUUAGAUGUCGUACUUAAGCAGCAAGAUUUAAGUGACAAUGAUGACGACUAUGAGGAAGAGGAUUAUGGUCCCAGAAUUGAAGAAAUCAAUGAUUUAACGGAAAAUAAAACAAAAAAACAGGCAGCUUAUGAAGCUCUAAUAAAAAAUAUGCAAAAAUCUAAUGAAUCGGCAAAUAAUAGAAAUUCACGUAAUUCCACACGCAGCAAACAAUCGAGAAAAUCUCAAGCGGGCUGCUCCUCGGGACAUAAAAAGUCUCUAAGACGUCACAAUAACAACAGUUUAAAUUCACAAAAACACAAGUCUUCCAACUCGAAAUACGAACUAGACAUAACGAAUACCUCCGAUUUGAAUUUACAUCUUAAACGUGAACUUUCUAUAGCGGCCCAUAAUAACAAUAGUUUAUCAGAAGACUCUUAUUCAUCAGUCGAAUUAGAUUUACCUCUCAAUAUUAUGUUAAACAGUUCUUACUCGGGUAUUUCCACGGGUAAACCAAAUUCACGCAAUAGUAAAACUAGCUGUGAUGUAGGCAUACAAGCUAAUGCCUUUGAUAUAGCUACACAGACGCUACAGUCCUCUUUUGGUGAAGGAGAAUUUGAAAAAUGUAUGCGUCAAUUGUCCAGUAAAAAUCAACAUCGUAAAAGUAAUCAUUAUAAUAAUAUCGCCGAUGAUGACGAUGAUGAAAAGGAAACUUUCGAAAUGCAUUCAUUAUUGGGCGGUAAGCAUAAAGAAUCAGCUAUGUUAUUAAGUGAAGCGGAAAAAUUAAAAAUGCUUUUAUUACCUUCUAAAUAGUAAUUAAAUAGGCAGUUUAUUUUAAUUAUUAUUAUGUUUUUUUGGUCUAAAAUGUUGCUCUCAACAUUGUUUAAACUAACUUUUCCUGAACAAUUAGCAAAUAUAAGUUCUAUGGUACUGAUUAUAACAAUAUACAAUUAGUGACAAAGUUAUUUAGAAUCUCAAUAGUGUUUCAAAGAAAGAUCUUUCAUUUUCAAAGAGCAACAUUUUGCCUAAGUUACCUUGUAACAAACUAAGUAUUUUCUUUAAAAAAGAAAACUUUAUUAAAACUGCCUGAUGCUUUUUUUUCAAACAAACAUUAUUUUUAGUUGUUAUACACAAUUUUUACCAUUUAAGAGUCAUUUUUGUAAUUUUAA
This is a messenger RNA of Lucilia sericata (common green bottle fly), 4078 nucleotides long. It is a transcript of the gene smo, whose product is annotated as protein smoothened. Gene Ontology annotation, biological process: positive regulation of smoothened signaling pathway; central nervous system development; commissural neuron axon guidance. Gene Ontology annotation, molecular function: patched binding; transmembrane signaling receptor activity. NCBI's taxonomy places the organism in Eukaryota, Metazoa, Arthropoda, Insecta, Diptera, Calliphoridae. Gene Ontology annotation, cellular component: plasma membrane; dendrite; cilium. The record is from RefSeq and is a predicted model, not a curated record.